This is a messenger RNA of Anastrepha obliqua, 3450 nucleotides long. Its product is annotated as ATP-binding cassette sub-family G member 1. The record is from RefSeq and is a predicted model, not a curated record. NCBI's taxonomy places the organism in Eukaryota, Metazoa, Arthropoda, Insecta, Diptera, Tephritidae. The transcript has 10 exons. Gene Ontology annotation, molecular function: ATP hydrolysis activity; ATP binding; ABC-type transporter activity. Bases 1034 to 2965 code for a protein of 643 amino acids. Gene Ontology annotation, cellular component: plasma membrane.
UUUUUCAUAGCAGAACUGCACUUGGGGAUUUUCCAUUGCUUGCAGAGUGACUUAAUGGAUCCACCGAGAGCCACUAAAUGGUAGCGACACAUUAACCCACUCGGCGACAGCGAUAGCCAAAUAAUUCAAAAGCUUUGCACGUAAUAACAAAUAUUUGACAGCAAACGCCUGUGUUGUUGACUUAUUUUUCCCAUCCACUGUACGCUAAUAUUUUUGCCGCAUUCGCAUUUGACCCAAUUACGAUUCAUAAAGUAGACUGUCUCUUUUGGUGCAUCGAUCCAUGAGAAAUACCUAUUUCUUCACAGUUUCUACAGUCCGACUUUGAGACUAUUUUCCAAUCUGCAAUCGAAGAGACUUUGGUAUUCACACAUAUACGAGUACACAUCUGUCUAAGUAUGCACUCGCAUCGACUCACGAUUCGCUUUCAUUUGUGGGCUAAACACAAACUAUGACUUCUGAAUGAAAAAUAGUCUGGUUUGAGCUUCUCAAGUAAUAACAAUAAUUUUUGUUUCGAAGUGUGCGCACUUUGAUAACUAAUUUUAUGAAUUAACUAAAUAUAAAUAAAGAAAUCAUCCAAGGCCGAGCAUUUAACACAGUCGUGAGUCAAAGUCCAAUUGUUUAAUCUCACUCAGAUAUGAGUUUCUACUUGAGUAAUAGCUGAUUUUUAGCAACGGUGAUCGGCAACGGCUUUAAUAAAAUUAUGCUCGUUUGUUUGAAAAGUGCAGUGGCUGCAAGCAUCUUGGCUUGCGAUCUUGUAAGCCCAAAAUGAACAAUUUCUUCGUCUUUUAAGGUUUGGAUUGUGAUCGAAAUUACAGUUAUCACAUAAUUACACAGAUAUUUUGCACUAUCAACUGUGAAACGGUUGGGAAUCACUGACUACUUAGUUAACGAAAUUUUUGCAGCUAAGUACUCAGUCACAAUUUUAAUCUCAAGCUGAACUGUGGUCUACGUUCAUGUUUAGUGGAUAUACCAUAAUAAAAAAUAUUAAAAAGUUGGAUUAUACAACUUAAGCAAGGCAUUGCGAUAGCUCACUAUGCCAAAUGAAGAUAAGCUUGGAACAACCGAUUCCACUUCAGCGGAAAUUGAGGCGACUUCCACGAGCAGUUCAGUAAAUGAAAGUCUUUUGGGCCAACAAAAAUUCAAAUUACAAUUCAGCAAUGUUUCCUACAUUACCAAACAGAACAAAAAGCUGGUUAAAAUACUUAAUGAUGUCUGCGGGGAAUUCAAGUCGGGGCGCCUUACUGCUGUUUUGGGUCCCUCUGGAGCGGGCAAAACUUCGAUUCUUAACGUGCUCUCCGGUUUCAAAGCGAGCAAUGUUUCGGGUCAAUUUACAUUCAAUGGCAGUGAGCGGAAUGUUUUGACUUUUCGCAAAUCCUCAUGUUACAUUCCGCAAGAUUUUGCAUUACUCGACUUGUUAACAGUGCAAGAAACAAUGAACGAUUCUGCAGAUCUUAAGUUGCCUGCCCAAACGAUUUCUGCGGAGAAGCGAAAAAUUGUUGAUGACAUUCUCCAGAUACUCAAUAUGGAUAAGUGCCGACAUAGAUUGGUGCGAAACCUUUCCGGCGGCGAGCGAAAACGGCUAUCUAUCGCUAUAGAACUAGUUACUAAUCCACCAGUCAUGUUUUUUGAUGAACCCACUAGUGGCUUAGACAGUGUCGCCAGUUUGCAAGUUAUCAACUAUUUGAGGAGGCUGGCGCUCGAUGGGCAUAUAAUCGUGUGUGUUAUUCACCAGCCAAGUUCGAGGCUGAUAAAACUGUUCGACGACGUGUUAGUGAUGUCACGGGGUCAAGUGUUAUAUUCAGGUCCAGAAAGAGAAAUGAUUGCCACCUUUGAAGCGGCGGGCUUUGCCUUCCCCAAUUACUACAAUCCAGCCGACUUUGCUUUGGAAGUAAGUAGCGAAGAGCACAAUAAACCCAUAUUGGGUUUGAUAGAAAGGAAUAAGAAACGGCAUUGCGGAGUAGAUAAACAACCAAAUGAAGAUGCAAACCUUUGCGUGCAGGAAAAGUCUAAGAUGUCGAGCAAUUUAAAUUCUCACACCACCAUCGAGAUGCGAUCAAACAAUGAAGCUCAAGUUGAACGAAUGUUGUAUGAGCCCUGCAGAUUAACCUCGGUGCGUCUUAGAUCAAAGGUGAACGUUUGGCGCCAACUGGUCAUACUCACACGAAGAUCUCUGCGUACAAUGUCAAGGAACUUGAUUGCCGUUCAAUUGCGCGUUUUUAUGCAUGUCCUCGUUGCAGCUCUCGUUGGCGCGGUAUUUUGGGACAUUGGCAAUGAUGGCGCCCGAACACUAACCAACAUUUCCUGCAUAUUUUUCAUUAUAAUGUUUAUUUUCUUUGGCAAUUCAAUGCCGUCCAUAUUGUUGUGUCCACAAGAGACGGCGGUUUUUAUACGCGAAUACCUAAAUGGUUGGUAUUCGCUUAGAGCAUACUACGCUUCAAAACUCCUCUCUGACCUCCCGAUGCUCUUCAUAUGCCCAACUCUGUUUACGACAAUCAUCUACUUCAUGACAAGCCAGCCGGAUGAUAUGGCGCGAUUCGCUAUGUGUUGGGGGAUCAGUUUAAUUUUGGCCAUCAUUGGACAUUUUAUGGGGCUAGCUUUUGGUUCGACCUUUGAUGUGCAGAUGGCGAUUUUGCUGGUACCUGGAGUGGCUAUUCCCUUUAUGAUAUUUUCUGGAUUUUUCAUACGUAUUCAUGAGCUCUCAUCUGUUUUCCGGCCGUUGUGCGAUAUCUCAUUCUACCGUUACACCAUGGAGGCACUUAUGCAAGCCAUAUAUGGCUAUAAUCGCCCCGAUUUAGAAUGCCAUAGAGAAUUUUGUUACUUCAAGUCACCAACUAAACUGCUGAAGGAGCUAGGCAUGUUGGGUGAUCUGUAUGGCCAUGACAUAUUUAUUCUUCUGCUUUGGAUUAUAUUCUUUAAGGUGCUAUUUUUUUUUAGCUUGGUCUUACGCAUUAAACGUGCCCAAUAAGCUUACGAAAAACCCGUAGGAAAUAGGAUAUAGUAGACAUACGAUAUUAAAUGAGAAAACUAUCGCUGGAAAACACUCAGCGCAAAGUUAGCGAUAGAAUAAGGUGGAACUAAAUUAUACAUACGCACAAAGUAAUGUAAAUUUUUAAUAAUAGUAAUUGGAGCCAUGCUUGGUAACACUAAAGGGAAAGUGUAGAUCACGAGUUAAAACCAUUUUGACAUGUCGAUGCGUGAAUUUAUUUUAAGAUUUAACAGAGCGGCACUCUUCUUACCAUUUGCUCAGACAAACCUUAUAACAAUACUUCUCGCUUACUCAGGCUGGAUGUUUCCCGCAAUUACCUAAAUAAAAUAAUAGUUAGGUAACUUUUUCUACGGGAAUUAUUGUUAUUAAUUUUAAAAACUAGAAACUGUGUAAAUACGAUGGAAAACUAGCUUAAUAAAAGAGACCAAAGCAUUUUUUUUCUAAUUACAAAAAAUAAAAAUAAA